This is a messenger RNA of Triticum urartu, 2047 nucleotides long. It is a transcript of the gene GUS3, whose product is annotated as glucuronidase 3. Gene Ontology annotation, cellular component: plant-type cell wall; membrane. The record is from RefSeq and is a predicted model, not a curated record. Lineage: Eukaryota; Viridiplantae; Streptophyta; Magnoliopsida; Poales; Poaceae. Gene Ontology annotation, molecular function: beta-glucuronidase activity.
CCCACCAAACACACAAAGCCAUUAAAGGCGGCCGGGCUUCCCAUCUCCCCACCGGAAAACCACCACGCCCCGCCGCUCUCCCUCCUCCUCUCCCUCUCUCCAUGGCAUAAGGCCGCGGCAAGAAGAAGCUAGCUUCCCUCACCUGCAAGAGCGGCAUUGCUGCUCUUUCCUCCGGCCAGCUACUGUAGUUCUUGGUCGGCAUGGCGGCGGGAUUGCUGCUGCCGCAGGCGGCCAGGCUCUGCUUCUGCGUCUGGGCCGUCGCCGUCCUCUCGCUCGCCGGCUCCUCGGCCGCCGUGAACGGCACGAGCGCGGUCAGCGAGGCGGUGGUGGUGGACGCGCGGGCCGCCGUGGCGGAGACGGACUCGGCGUUCGUGUGCGCGACAUUGGACUGGUGGCCGCCGGAGAAGUGCGACUACGGCACCUGCGCCUGGGGCCGCGCCGGCCUCCUCAACCUGGACCUGUCCAGCAAGAUCCUGCAGAACGCCGUGAAAGCCUUCUCCCCUCUCCGGCUACGGCUCGGCGGCUCCCUGCAGGACCUGGUGGUCUACGGCACCGGCGACACCGGUGCGCCCUGCUCUCCCUUCACCAAGAACACGUCGGCCAUGUUCGGGUUCACGCAGGGCUGCCUGCCCAUGCACCGGUGGGAUGAGCUCAACGCCUUCUUCCAGAAAUCCGGUGCACAGAUUGUCUUUGGGCUGAAUGCGCUGAAUGGCCGGGUCCCAAUGCCUGAUGGCUCCAUGGGAGGGCCAUGGGAUUACACCAAUGCUGCCUCUUUCAUCCACUACACUGUCAGCAAGGGAUAUGAUAUCUAUGGCUGGGAGCUUGGAAACGAACUCAGUGGCAGUGGAGUUGGGACUCGGGUCGGUGCAGAUCAGUAUGCCGUGGAUGUGAUCAACCUGAACCAAGUCGUUGACAAAGCAUACCAAGGAUCAAAACCGCUGGUGAUCGCGCCGGGAGGCUUCUUCGACGCGGGUUGGUUCACCGAGCUGGUAGCCAAAACAAAGCCGAACCAGAUGGAUGUGAUAACUCACCAUAUCUACAAUUUAGGCCCCGGUGUCGACACGCAUCUCGUUGAGAAAAUUCUCAACCCCUCUUACCUUGAUAAUAUGGUAAGCACGUUCAGUAACCUUCAGGGGAUACUGAAGUCCGCAGGGACAUCCACCACCGCGUGGGUCGGCGAAGCUGGAGGGGCUUACAACAGUGGCCACCACCUUGUAACUGAUGCAUUUGUGUUCAGUUUCUGGUACCUGGAUCAACUCGGGAUGUCCGCCAAGUACGACACAAAGAGUUAUUGCAGGCAAACCUUGGUUGGAGGGAAUUACGGCCUGCUCAACACAACAACAUUUGAACCAAAUCCUGAUUACUACAGUGCUCUGCUAUGGCAUCGCCUCAUGGGAACCAAGGUUCUCUCCACGACAUUCAACGGCACAAACAAGAUCCGUGCUUAUACACAUUGCUCAAAAGAUUCGGAAGGGAUCACCCUACUCCUGAUCAACCUCAGUGGCAACAACACAAACCACAUCUAUGUGAACAGCGAGGGCGCCCAAGAGUUCGCGCAUCCCCAUGGCGCAAAGGAGCACAGAAGGUCCAUUCCGAAGCUCGGCGAAACAGCUGGGCUCACAAGGCAGGAAUACCACCUCACCGCCAAAGAUGGGAACCUGCAGAGCCAACAUAUGCUGCUCAAUGGCAAUGUGCUGGCAACUGGUGCCAAUGGAGCCAUCCCCAAGCUGGAGCCUGUGCAGGUUGAGGGAACAGAGCCCAUAACCGUGGCCCCUUACUCCAUUGUCUUUGCUCAUAUUCCAGGCUUUUAUGCUCCUGCAUGUAGGUAAAUUGUUGAUUGGUUUUUGUGGGAAAUUAUUCCGUUAUCGUAGGUUAGAGGAAGUGCUGGUGGGUGAGAAGCAAAGCAUGCUCACCUGCAAAUGAAGUAAGCUGUAAGGCUGCAAUGUUUGUGAUUCAUCAUUGUUUUCAUGAAACGAAAUGUCAAGAAAGUUUGUGCGUGCACAUGAAAGGAAAUGAAAUGGGGAAAAUGAUUUCGACAUUCUGUUCA